Molecule: messenger RNA, 666 nt
Organism: Lodderomyces orthopsilosis Co 90-125
Lineage: Eukaryota; Fungi; Ascomycota; Pichiomycetes; Serinales; Debaryomycetaceae
Exons: 1
Coding region: 1-666 (221 amino acids)
Source: RefSeq, a predicted model, not a curated record
AUGACUUCGCUAAUUGAAUUGUUAUACAGAUUCGACACCUAUCUUACAAGUCAGCUAGAGGCAAAUUCGUUUACAUCGAAUUUACUAAUAACUCCGACUUCGAAGUUCAUUACUGAAAUUCUUGUUUUGACAUUUAUUGGUCUUUUGAGCUACGAAAUCAUCUACUGGAGUGGGAUUUAUUUAAAUGUAUGGGAAUAUCAUGCAAAAGAUGUCUUUACUGAGGUGCCAAUUCAUUGUGCUCAUGUCAAUAUACGAUUGAAUAUUAUCAAUCGAUCAAGUGAAUCCCAAUUGAAGGAGUAUUACGAUAUCAAAAAUAAAUCAAGGUACCACAACAUCUUAUAUUGGAAGCAAUUGAAUGACUUGAGUGAAGGUUUGUUCAAGUUAAACAAGUUUGUUAAAUAUUACUUUGAAUUUAGUCCCGAUGACUUUGAAAUGAAUAAAGAACCCGAAUUUGGAUCCACCGUGCUGCAUUUAAGGGCCAAAAUUUUAAAACUAUUCAAUGAAUCGGAACUUUACAGGAAUUACGAAAAAACCAAUGUUCAACCUAAUGACGUUAAAAUAUUCAAUAAUCAAAAUAGGGAGGUGCCAAUUGAAGAGAAUGAUAACUACUUGAGUAAAUGUAACAUCGAAACAGGCAACACCAUUGAUGCUAUUGUCAUAUUAUGA